AUGUCACUAGUUCAGAACGCGUUAAGGAGAAACGGAAGAAACGGACAACCACCAACACCAAGAAAUCAUAAUCUCGUUGAACAAGAAGAAAUUGCGCCAUUUAUUCCAAUAACUUUUAUUAGUGCGCCUACACAGAGACUAUGUGCUCUAUCUUUUUAUAUUUUAAUUUGGAGUAUAAAGUUAUAUCAUAUCUUUAUCGACAACGAGUCUUUUACAUGGACUUUAAUAGUCUGUUGUUUCGUGGAUGUCGUGUACUUUGUGAUACUAUGGAGUUUGCAAAUACCUUGGCUUCAGUUUCGGUUCUGGACUUUGAUUUUUUCUAUCGUGACAUCUUGUUUACUUGACCUGACUUUACUAUAUCCGCGUUGGCCAAUAGAUGUUGGUUUAACCGCACCAGUGACAAACUUUUCCAGUUGGACAUCAACCUUUAUCCGACAACAAUACGCUAAAUUAUGGGUGAACAAAGUUCGCGCUGUCAGUUCAGAAGAUACGGUCAAAAUUAAUGAAAUCAGAUAUAAUACCUCGCACAUAAAAGGAAAACAUACAGUUCGUUAUUUACCCUACGCCACUGCAAAAUUAAAUCCUGAUGAUUUAAAAUUAUGUUUGCAUCGAAAAAAGCAGCAACCCUCUAAAAAAACAGUUGGCUCAAGUGUUAACCUACCAGUACUCUUUAACAACACAAUACCAAAGACUAUAGAAUAUUCGCGUAUUGAUACUGAAACGGGAGAAAAGGUUUUGCUUAAUUUCACAAAGCGAGACAUUGAAAAACAUAGGGUGGUUGAUAAGGCUAUGAAUAUUGCCUUUGUGUAUAUUCCGGUACAAAUUCCAGGAGUGUAUCGUCUUGAACAAGCUUGGGAUUGGCACUGGAUGAAUAUAAAAAUCUAUCGAAAAGAAGAAAUUAUAGCGUAUUGUCCGGAUGCAAAAUUUUCAUCUAAAGUUGGUCAGCAUCGAUGUCUCAACGAUGAGAUUCCUGUGGAUUUGAUAUUACAGGGUAUCCCGCCUUUUAGUGUAUAUUAUGAGCGUAUUGUAGGUGGUAUUGCAGUAAAUAUGACUAUUGAUGGUGUUGCGUCCGAAAACACCAUCGUCCCGGGCUCUCGUUCCGAUCAAAUUUCUGGUUAUCAGUGGGCACGUGAUCGUAUUAUCGAAGUCCCUUUAGUUCUAACGACAGAUAUUCCCGCUCAAUAUUCUUUAAAAAUAUUGCGAAUUCGGGAUGCCCUUAAUAACACGCACAUUUAUGAAAAAGAGGAAAAUGCUCAAUCUUAUAUCGAAUUUACGGUUCAUUCACGUCCUUCCGUAAGCUUUCUGUCUGAUGCAACGAUUAAAAUUAAGCCUGCUGAUUCUCCUAACAUCGCUUUGGAAUUAAAGGGCCAAGAACCAUGGCGAAUUCACAUUGGGUAUUGGGCAGAAGAUAUUGCACAAGAUAAUAAUUUGGCAAUGAAUACUAGUGAUAUUAUUGAAUAUGUCUUGGAGAGAUCAACUGAUGAUAUGAUCAAUGUAAAGAAACCGGGACUUUACAAGUUACUUUCUGUCUUGGAUGCUUUUUGCUCUGGACAAGUUUUAGCACCUUCAAAUAUUAUCGUAUUGGAAGUACUUCCACCUUCUGUAAUACUCGAUACUAUCCCAAUAUCAACAGGGGAUUGUCCAGGCGAGGUUGGUCUCGAAGUAAUCAUGACUCUUACAGGAUCUCCGCCAUGGAUGCUUGAAUACUCAAUUGUACAUCAAGGCCAAGAAAGAACUAUACCAGUACAGAUAUUCAAAGCGCGCCACUCUUUUGCCAUAAUGCCGGAAACAUCUGGUCAACAUGAUUACAAGUUCAAACGUUUGAGUGAUUAUUAUUAUCGAGAUGGCUUGGAAAUUGGGCGUACUAUAUCCCAGGUCGUUCAUCCUAAGCCUGAUGCUACUCUUCGGAGUUUACCUGGUGGUGGAAAUCAGAUAAACACUUGUGUUGGCAGUCGUGUGGACUUAGACGUAAGACUUGUGGGAAUAGAACCAUUUACAUUAACAUAUGAUGUAUUAUAUAAUCAAAGGAAAAAUGCUUUCACAAUUGGCGAUAUUCAAGGACCAUACCACACUAUCAUGUCACCACCAUUUGAAAAUCCGGGCACCUAUACAGUAACACUAGAAAAGAUUGUUGACGCUAAAGGAUGCAGCAGAAUUUUAGACUCAUCGAAUGAUGUCAUUGUUAACGUUAUGAAAGAGAGGCCCACAGUUGGAUUUAGAACGACUAAUGAAGUUCUAACUUUCCUUGAGGGUGAUGAUAUCGAUCUACCAUUACAGCUCACCGGGAAUCCACCGUGGGAAAUAACAUAUCGUUAUCAUGACAAAAUCGAUAAAAACGUGUCAGCCGUCCAAUUACGAGAUCCUAAUUCCCAUCUGACCGUAAAUCUACCGGGACGUUAUGAAUUAUUAGAAGUUAAAGAUCUUUAUUGUUAUGGAAAAGUGAUUCCCGAGUUGAAGUAUAUUGUGGUUGCAUGGAUCCCUCGACCAAACAUGAAAAUAGUCGAAGGAGAAGCAAUACAAAUUUCACAAGAUUAUUAUCAACGAAAACAUGUAUGUGAAAAGACCGAAGAUGGUAUUUCUGUGACGUUGCAAGGUCGGGCACCUUGGGUGGUGAAUUACAAUAUCCAAGCAGAAGAAAAUUAUCUACAAAAGCAAGAAAUUAUUGGAGGUUAUUUGACUCGUAUUCCGCUUCUCACAGAUACACCUGGAAAAUAUCGAUAUGAGUUCUAUGAAAUUGCCGACGAUGCUUACAUAAAGCUCCACCCGAUGUCUUUAACACUCGAACAGACAGUUAUCAAAAAUCCAAAUGCUCGAUUUUCUCAUUCAAUUGGUACAAUUAAUCACUGUGUUGGUCACUCGCUAACUGAAGAUGAUACACCUUUAAUUGUAGAACUGGAAGGCGUGGCACCAUUUACCGUUUUAUUUGAAAUUAAACAUCAAAGUAGUAACAUGGUGGAAACUUUAACAAUCGAUGAUAUUUACGAGAAAAAAUAUAAAUUCCGACCAAGGACAAAAUUCUCGAUGGUCGGGAAGUAUACAAUCACUAUACUCCACAUCAUAGACUCUCAAAAUUGUAGUAGAAUACCAGAAGGUCCAGAUAAACAAGUAUUGAUAAAUGUUUCGGAUGUUGCCUCAAUUGAAAGACUCUUUCCUCAAGAAAUUCAUUGUGUUGGAGAUUUGUUGAUUUACUCGCUGCAAGGUAUCUCCCCAUACUAUAUAACAUACACAUAUAACGGGGAAACGAAACACGCAAUGUCAAAAUCAUCUGAAUUCACAUUUGGCGCUGAUAAACCAGGCAAUAUGACAAUCACCAAAGUAUGUCAUCAAAACGACAUGUGUUGUGGUUACCCAACAGACUUUUCCGAGGUAAUAUAUGAUCUUCCGACGGCAAUUGUCUCUGAAGGAAAAGACAUUAUUUCGGAUAUACGUGAAGGAGAUAAAACGGAAAUCAUUAUUGAAUUCAUCGGCAUACCACCUUUUCGUUUUACAUAUACACGCAGCGAGAUAUUACCAGAUGGAAAACGUGGAAAAGCCGGGCAUGUCUUAGAAACUCAAACUGUAUUAAAUGUUCGAGAAAAUAAAUACUCCAUUUUUACGGCACAAGAAGGGAUAUUUCAAGUGACUUAUAUCGCCGAUAAGUACUGUGAAUAUCCGCGAGUUGCGAGUAAACAUGGUUAG
Ambispora gerdemannii is the source of this 3678-nucleotide messenger RNA. Lineage: Eukaryota; Fungi; Glomeromycota; Glomeromycetes; Archaeosporales; Ambisporaceae. The record is from the annotation of a GenBank genome assembly.